Molecule: messenger RNA, 531 nt
Organism: Jaminaea rosea
Lineage: Eukaryota; Fungi; Basidiomycota; Exobasidiomycetes; Microstromatales
Exons: 1
Coding region: 61-459 (132 amino acids)
Source: RefSeq, a predicted model, not a curated record
GGAAAGAGGACGCCGCGCUGUGCUGUUGAGCAUGAAUGGCGUCGUGCUCGAUCAGAAGGUAUGGCGCUCAGCCUAUCACAAGGAAGGGGAGCAAGACGACUCGAGAGGAAGAGGCGAAGAUCCGCGCAGCUAUUCGAUUCAUUGCGAUUGCGGUGUCAGUCAGACUCGUUUCGACUCGUCGUCCCUGGCCGAGCACAUUCUGCAUUCUUGACGAGUUACUCCCUGUCUCAACCAGUCCUGAUCCCAAAGCCGACCGUCAUCACCGUCUUCUCGGCCUUUCACCGUCGAGGACGACGACGACGACGACGACGGUGUGGUGCUCAACGCUCAGAGCCCGCCAGCCACGCGGAAAAGGCCCAGCUGAUUGACUUUGACUUUGGAUCCCCGCUCUCCGCUCGCGCCCAAGCCAGCCAUCCGUUGGCUGCCUGGCUCUCGCCUGCGUCUCAUCACUCCGCCUAGCCCGCCCGCCUAGCCUGCCCGCCUCUCCCGCUCGCUUGCCCUUCGGCCUGCAUCUUGGUCAUCUCUCUUUUC